UUCAGUUGGCAUCGCGAUGUUGUUCUCGACACUCAUUGGUAACUGUGCUCUCUCGUAAAGUAUACUGACUCAGUGUGAUUAUUUUCCGAAAAAUAAUGCGACGAGUUUUUUGAAGAUUUUUCCCGGACUAAGUGACGAUAUUAUGAGCUCGUAUCAGUUCGUGAACUCCCUGGCCCAGUGCUAUGGACAACAGGGUCGUGCAGGAGAUCACGCACAUCAAGCAGCCUCUCCUGGAGCUGAUUAUUACAACCCCAACGCAGCAGCAGCGGCUAGCUAUCCUCCAACAUGUUACUCGCCUCCCCAAGUAGGUCCUCAAGGAUACACACCUCACCCGUAUGCAACACCAGCCCCAGGACACGGACUUCAACCCAUGGGUGACUAUACUCAGCUCCAACCUCAGAGAAUACCUGGAGCUACCGCCAUGCAUCAUGCGAGUCCAGGAGGACAGAGUCCUGGAAUGCUCAGCGCUGCGGCUAGUUGUAAAUACGCUGACUCGACAUCAUCUACUGGAGUGGCGAGUCCUCAGGAUCUGAGCACUAACGCGCCUCCGGCGAGGAGUACUCCGCCUCUGGCAGGUGCUCAAGCGAGUAACAACUCGAACGCGACGAUAACUUCGAAGAGUUCGGGGUUGACGUCGCCGUUGUCAGUGAGUACUUCGCCUCAGGGGAAGGCAGGGGCUGCUUCGUCAACGGCGUCUCAGAAUUUGUCCUCGCCGGCUUCGAGUACGAGUUCGACUUCGAGUAAUGAACAGAAGGCAAGCACGAACAACAAUAACUCGAAAGGUGGGAGUUCGUCGAGUAAUCCUCCGCAGAUUUAUCCCUGGAUGAAGCGAGUACAUCUUGGACAAAGUACAGUGAACGCCAACGGCGAAACCAAACGCCAAAGGACGUCCUACACCCGGUACCAAACACUAGAGCUGGAAAAGGAGUUCCACUUCAACCGGUACCUGACGCGGCGACGGCGGAUAGAGAUCGCGCACGCGCUCUGCCUCACCGAGCGACAGAUCAAGAUCUGGUUCCAGAACCGGCGGAUGAAGUGGAAAAAGGAGCACAAGAUGGCCAAUUUCCACCUGGCCUCGCUCCAAGACGAAGGCUACGCAUUCCACCAGGCGAUGGGGAUGGGCGGCAUGGGUCCCAUGCAGCGCGGCCUGUACGCCUGCGGCACCCCCUACAGCUAGCCCUGGGCCGCCUACAACGGAGACUGCGGCCCCUCGUAAGGGGGCACGCUGGGGGGCGCUCGGAUCCCGGAUAGUCUCCGCCGCCACAGGUUUCGCGGUCUCGUCGUUCGUGAUGUUUUUAUGCGUUUUGGAGUACAGUCGGUUUUUUGGUAUUUUAAAGUGAAACCAAGUCUAAUUGCACUGAAAAUCUAUUAGAUAUACUUAAUUUUUGAUAAAUAUAUUACACACAACAAAGUUUACAAAUUGUGUCAAAAAAUAUGUUUUUUAUACAAGACGAUAAAACGGUAUUUUAUCGUCAUGUUUUAAAAAAUAUUCAAAAAUUA
Messenger RNA from Sitophilus oryzae (rice weevil), 1500 nucleotides. It is a transcript of the gene Scr, whose product is annotated as homeotic protein Sex combs reduced. NCBI's taxonomy places the organism in Eukaryota, Metazoa, Arthropoda, Insecta, Coleoptera, Curculionidae. Bases 143 to 1177 code for a protein of 344 amino acids. Gene Ontology annotation, molecular function: DNA-binding transcription factor activity, RNA polymerase II-specific; RNA polymerase II cis-regulatory region sequence-specific DNA binding. Gene Ontology annotation, cellular component: nucleus. Gene Ontology annotation, biological process: anterior/posterior pattern specification; regulation of transcription by RNA polymerase II. The record is from RefSeq and is a predicted model, not a curated record. The transcript is spliced from 3 exons.